Messenger RNA from Ostrinia furnacalis (Asian corn borer), 1050 nucleotides. Its product is annotated as cuticle protein 7. The record is from RefSeq and is a predicted model, not a curated record. Lineage: Eukaryota; Metazoa; Arthropoda; Insecta; Lepidoptera; Crambidae. The coding region runs from base 16 to 633 and encodes 205 amino acids. The transcript is spliced from 5 exons. Gene Ontology annotation, cellular component: extracellular matrix.
CAAGCCGCAGUAGAAAUGGAUUUUGUGUAUUUGAGGGUGAUGUUAUUGGUGAACAGUUGGCUGAUAGCAAAGGGUUCCCCGGUGGCCAUGCUUCAGCAUGCUACUUCGUCUCAGAGCAUCGUGUUUCAUCCUGGACCGCCUACAACAGCACCUCCAGUCGCCGCUCCGUCAUCAGCUGAACAGUAUAGCAGUACCCAGCCGAAGUACGAAUAUAAGUACGAAGUAUCCGACCACCAGACAGGCGAUAGGAAGAGUCACUGGGAGAGCAGGGAAGGCGACAGAGUCCGAGGAGUCUACACUCUAUACGAGCCUGACGGUGCGCUCAGGACUGUGGAGUACUCUGCUGAUGCUUUGCAUGGGUUCAACGCAAUUGUAAGGAGAAAUGAACCAUCCAGGCAUCAGCACCCUCGCGCGGAAUCGUCAUACAGUCCCCUAGCCUCUAACACUCAAAGUGGCUACCGGACAACUCCGACGCAUUCAGGUUACAUCCCUGAAAGGGGCUUCUCAAAUCCUGGACACGGUAGCGAACACCCAUCGCACUCUGCUCCCAGUGGCUCCUUCAAUUCAGCAGUGGGGUUCAGUGUAAAGCAUGUCAUGGAGCUCAAAAAGGAUAAUCAGUAUAAGCCAUUUUAAUUGUGCUGUUUAUAGCGGUUUGAUUAGUUUGGUCGAUUAAUUUGUUUUUGAGUGCGCUGAUUUUUUGACCUUAUGUCUUGUCUUAUGUGGAUUCCGGAUAUUAGAUGUAUAGUACCUAUAAGUUGUUUUCUAUGUUAAUUAAGUAGGCUACUGUAAUUCUAGUUAGUUAUAAAGAUAAGGAUGUACUUAGCGACUUUUUGGUUAGCUUUAAAUCUUAUUUAAGAGUGUAUUUUAUUAUAUCACCCACCGCGUUUUUCCCAAAGGCACCAUUUUCCCAAAGACAUUUUAAUUGCGUUCAUAAUGAUGACGUAGGUAAUCUAAUAAAUCUUUUUCCCGGUUGUUGUAUCUCUAUUAUAUUUGUGAUUAAGACAAAGAAUUCUUGAUCGUAAGCUUAAGUUUUUUGUUAUGUUAAACUCU